UGUGUGCUUAACUCCAUUGAACUAAACUAAAUAGGGAAGAAAGCCUUUAAUGCCGUCAAUAAGCCGCUUCAUUCAGCAGCGCGGCCCAGACGCACAGCUCUGCGGAGUAGAAAUUACGUACGGAGCGACUGCUUUGUGGCAUCAGUUUAGGAAUUGAAAUCAGUUCAAUAAAUCGGAGGAAUGUUCUUCAUUAAAAAAAAGAAAGAAAGAAAAAAGAAAAAAGUUUGAAUCAAACUAGAAAACUUUCAAACAUUCCUCUCAGCACUUGAUAACGAGAUCAUUUGUCCCCCAGGCUGAAUUUGCGUAAAAGUAUUCGGAACAGGAAUCUCUCUCUCUCUCUCUCUCUCUCUCUCUCCUCUCUCUCUCUCUCUCUCUCUCUCUCCCUCUCCUCUCUCUCUCUCUGAGUGUGUGUACGUGUGUAAGAGGAAUACCCAGCUGGUCCCACAAGCCCUAUAAUACCAAGCACAACAUGCUCUACCUUCAAUGAAAGCUGAGACGGAGGGACGGUUGACUGCUGGUCCCGAAAUCAUCUCAGAGCGUCUGUGUUUUAGCAGAUCAGGUCUCCUUCAUCUGCUUUAUCACACACACUGCUUCUCAUUUACUUUUCCUCGCUUUAGACCUGAAACUUAUAAAAAGAAAAAAAAAAAAAAAAAAAAGGAAAAGAAAAAAAAAAGGCAGUGAUACACCUUGGAUAAGCCAGGCACCUUUCUUGCUGUGACCGGUGCCAAAGGCGAUGGUAUCACUUUCGUACAGAGGACUCUCUUCAGGUGAUGGUAUGUCUUUCUGGAGAUAGGCAACUCUUUUUGGAGCCGUGCUAAGUUUUUAUAACUGUCAUUUUUUAUUUUAUUUUUUUUAUUGAUACCUUUCCUUUGGCUGAAGCAUGGCACUCUACCCGCGGUUUGUGGUCGUGCUCCUCUACGGAUGGAGUUAUCUAUGCGUUCUAUACUGCGCGAUGCUGAAAACGGACAAUUUCCCCGAGAGACGAAAGGUGGAUUUUACGCACUCACUGGAUAAAAAGUACACAACGAAGGAAGACCAGGACCUGCUUUUACAGGAUACAAUGACAGAGCACAUGCAGAUGCUUUACGCGAAGUACAACCGUGCUGGAUAUCCGUUCAAGGACGGCAACACUGUUCGCAGUUUUAAAGCGCACUGGGGUACUAUAAACAAGAAACAGCUGCAGAUAUUCAACCUCACCUCCCUCACCAAAUCAGAAGACGUUCUGUCGGCCACUCUUCAUUAUUACAUCGGAGACCUCCAGAACAGCACCCAGGGUUGUUCCAGGUCUAAAAGCUGUGCCCGCCAUGGGCCGCGGAGGCACAGCCACAUCCACAUGGUCAUCUGGAGUUUCGCCUCGGUGGACAACAAGAUGAGGACUCUAGGACAAUUUCGGAUAAACGUGUCCACCCUUUACAGGGACUUCAUAUCUUGGCAGUGGAAGGAUAUAACUCGCGUGGUCAACCAGGCCAAACACCACGACGAGCUGCUCAUUGGGAUUGAAGUGGCCUCGCAGGGGCCCCAGCAGUGGAAGAAGCUCCUCUCCGACCGCUCGCCCUACAUCCUGGUCUACGCCAAUGACUCUGCCAUUUCAGAGCCCGAAAGCGUGGUAGCCACUCUCCAGAGGCACCACUCCUCGGUGGGAGGCGAUAGCUCCGUUUCGCACAGCUUCCACAAACUGGGACUGCGAGAGCGAAACGACACAGAGCGAGAACAGCCUCAGCCCAGACAGAAGCGUUCAGUGAACGUUCUUCUCCCUUUGCAAAACAAUGAACUCCCCGGGCCCGAGUAUCCGUACGAGACGACCGGGUGGGAUGAGACGAGUCCAUACGAGCCUUACGAAAACAAGCAGGCCCGGCGACCGCGGAAAAAGACACGCAAGAACCAGCGGCACAAGAUGCCCCUGCUGCAGUUUGACGAGCAGACAAUUAAAAAGGCGCGAAAGAAGCAGUGGAACGAGCCCAGGAACUGCGCUCGGAGAUACCUGAAAGUGGACUUUGCUGACAUUGGAUGGAGUGAAUGGAUUAUAUCACCUAAAUCAUUUGACGCCUACUACUGCUCAGGGUCCUGCCAGUUCCCAAUGCCUAAGGCCCUGAAGCCCUCCAACCAUGCCACCAUCCAGAGCAUAGUGCGGGCCGUGGGCGUUGUCCCUGGCAUCCCUGAGCCGUGCUGCGUCCCGGAGAAAAUGUCUUCCCUCAGCAUCCUCUUCUUCGACGAAGACAAGAACGUGGUGCUGAAAGUCUACCCCAACAUGACUGUAGAUUCCUGCGCAUGUAGAUAGUUCCUUUUCCCUUCUAUGCCUGUCCGCACGCACCUCAUACCACACAGAGAAGUAAAAUUAAAACAAAUAUAUAUAUAUAUGUAUAAAAAAACAACAACACUUGCAGUCUCACACACUCACAUUCAAACAUCCAUUGAACGCAACUUCCCUUUUGCACUGGAGGAGAGUACCGCCUGUUGUUUCAGGUGAAGAGGAGACUGGUCUGUUCGUGGGAAGAAAUGGAUCGUGUGAGUUAUCCUCGUGGAAGAUUAAGUCAAAUCUUCAACACUCCGACUCCGCCACUGUUCAUGCCUGUAUUUAUCGUUGCUGCUCAGUGACAGCAGAAUGGACGCCAUCAUAAACUCAAUCGUCAAGACACACUAACACCGACCGGGGGGCCGUAAAAAGAGACAGAAACCGAAGGAAGACGUUCACAUUUCAGGAAAAAAGUUGAUCUCAGCCUCGAACUGACGACUUUAAAGUUGGGGGGUGGGGUGGGGAGGGGGGCAUUCUCUACUUUUCUCUCCUUCAUAGCUCGAAGUUUUUUCUUCGGUCACUACCACAAGGUCACCUCUGCUCGCACUUGCAUGGUUUUUGUUACUUAACGUGUAAGUAUUUAUGUCUGUACUAUCACUGUGUUAUUCACUAUAUGCAAAGUUAUUGUAUGAUUAUUGGCUUGGCUGCUAUAGAGGGUUAUAUUAGAUUCCAAAGCCAGAAUUGUGAUGUAGACUCGUAGAUGGCCUAUUCGUGUUUAGAUCCCCUUCGCAUCGCUCCAUUGUUGUACAGUAAACCACAUUUUAUACGCGGAAGAGUAAGCUACUUGUUGGGGGAGGGGAGGGGGAGGGGUUCAUUAACAGUUGAGACGGGGAGAUAUUUCAGGAGACACGUUUAUGAGUUUUUACUUCAAUAAAAAAAAAAAUCUUAAAGCUUUGGAAGGAAACCUCAAAAUAAGAAACUGCUACAGAGCAUAGACUGUAUAAAGAUGGGCAAGCUAAAGCAAGCAGAGCUCCCCCUGGUGGCCGGCUCCAGUAUAGGUCAUAAGCUCCACCCCCCCUCAGCUAAAACACUAAACACACCUCUAUUACAUUUUUUUUUUCAAGGAUGCUUUCAGUUAGGUAGUUAAUAUGAUGUUGAUGCAUAUUUUUAGUUUAUUUAUUUGACACCAUGGAAAAAGGAUGUGACAUCAUGAUAGUUGCCAUGCCAACCACUCCAUGAAGCAGUCCCGUAGGACCAUGAGAGUUGGAAAAAAAUAAAUUCAUUAACAAGUACAGGGUAUAAUCCCACUUUUCUUUGUAACUGGUGGAAGCAGAGCAGAGUUGUAUUAAUUAAAUAAACGAAAACGAGUGAGUCUGGAGGAAGUGUGGGCGGGGUCAUUUAAUAAAAGUGACUCCGAGUGGCUUCACUCUCAGACUCUGGCUCCAAAGACGGUCUCCCUUACCGUCAGAAAAAUAGCUUCAGUUUGGCCAGUGCCAGGAAGUGGGGACGCAUUGUCCAUAUUUAUAUACAGUCUAUGCUACAGACUCUGCUACGGACUCUGAUACGAGCUAACUCAUUAUUUCAGAACGUGUUUCCUUCAAAUUAUGUGUUGCAUUUAAAGCACAGAGUUACAUUUUUUGAACAGAAAAAAAAAAAUAGAAAUGGACAGAAUGCUUUUAGAGAUCAUUAUACUCUGCUGGUCUGGAAUCAGUUUCGCUUCAUGUAUCCUUAUACUUACAUAUCAUAUUUUGUCUGGAUCUCACAAAUGUUCUUAAGCUCAUCUCAAAGUUGUUGUUUUUUUUAUUUUUCAAAGAAAAAACUGGAAAGACUAUUUACACCAAAUGGGUUUCAUAUGGGUCUGCGGGUAAACGAGCAAGCUGUGCCAUCAGAUUAACUUCCCAUAAUGAAAACCAAAAACACAACACACAGCACACAUCGAGUGAUCAGGGACUCGUUUUCCAGGGUCACACAUCUUCGUGUUGCAUUUGACCACACGCGCCUGGAGGAGUAUUUAGUCGCGCAUUGUUGCCACAGUUCACAAAACCAAAUAUUUAUUCAGAGCAAAUAGAUUUACCUAUAGUGGCAAACUCUCUUCUACAGACACUGUGGUUGUAUAUAGCUCAGCGUGCUGUGUUCACGUCACUCUGACGCCUCUUUGAAACAGAAGCGGUUGCGGUUUGAUUCACAGGACGUCGCUCGUUCAGAGACCUGAGCUCAAGUCAAAGCAAAGCGGCUCAGAAUAUUUUUUAUGGUACAGAAACAUGCCUGCAAAGAGUGAACACGGUGCGUUUUCUUUUGAUAAGUAUGAUUGCCGGUGGAAUUUUAUUCUAAAGUGUAUCUCAGAUAAUUCACUAUUUUGAUAUUCCAGUGACCUUUUAAAAGGCAGAUGGUUGAACUUUAUAUAUUUUAUACUGACACUUUUUACAGUUUGUGCUUCCUCAUCUUGUGCCUACACAGAUUUUUUUUUUUUUUAGAAAUGCAUGCUAUAGAAUGGAGCCACUUCCUCACAGUGUGCAUACGCUGACUGGUGGUGAUUCGCUUUCAGUGCAUUUUUCUUCUACUUUUUAUUUUAUUUUAUUUUUGCAUUUGAGACUUCCUUUUUUUUUGAGUGCAAGUAUGAAUCAGUACAUUUUAGUUACAGUACCGUAUAUCAGAGCUUAACUUCACUGUUCCAUCUUACCUUGUAAAUGUUAUUAUGUUGUAGGUAAAAAAAAAAAAAUGAAAUGCUUGUACAAUAAGCUUCAUGAAAUAUAUUUGUAUAUGGAAAAAAAAAGACCUUUAACAUGCAUCUAUUUAUUUUCUGUAUGUUGCAUAUCUUGUAGAGGUGUGGUCUGGGUAAAGGGGGACCGAAGCUCAGAGGUUGUUCAUGGUCUUUAUAUCAUCUGUGAUGGACAUGUUGUCACUGCUGAUGUGAAAGCGUGGUGAACUUAUUCCAAGGUUUCCCCCCGCUCUGAGCUCUGACCCUCCUCCCGAAGCAUUCAAAGAAAUGAAUAAAAAAGUAUUCAAGACUUCGA
Mugil cephalus (flathead mullet) is the source of this 5247-nucleotide messenger RNA. RefSeq names its product bone morphogenetic protein 3 (gene bmp3). Gene Ontology annotation, biological process: BMP signaling pathway; SMAD protein signal transduction; osteoblast differentiation. Gene Ontology annotation, cellular component: extracellular region. The record is from RefSeq and is a predicted model, not a curated record. The transcript is spliced from 3 exons. Gene Ontology annotation, molecular function: growth factor activity; cytokine activity. Lineage: Eukaryota; Metazoa; Chordata; Actinopteri; Mugiliformes; Mugilidae. Bases 881 to 2278 code for a protein of 465 amino acids.